UACUACACUAUCACUGAGCAUUGAUGGUAUUUGCUUAUUGGACUUUUGUCCAUAGAAUGAAAUGUUUAAUGGAAGAGGAGAUGGUUGUUUUCUUUCAGCUCCUAAUGGUAGAAGUUCAGCCAGGAAGAGUAAUUGUAAGGGGACCACUGAGCAACACACACCCACACAUUGACUGAGCAUGUUAAUGCUGUAUACCUGUGCACUUUCUGGGAACGGUUCAUAAUGGGUUCCUCUAUUCACCCAGAACAGAGGAGCUCCUUGAAGUGGCUUCCUGUUACUAAGAAGAACUGGAAGGAAAUUAUGAAACCGCUGGGAGCUGAAAGGAAACAACCGUCUCCUAUUCCACUAAACGUUUCCACUCGCACCAUGUAAGACAAAAGGGCAACAGGCAACACCUGCAGUGGGCCAGAGGUUAGCACCAUGGUCUCCAAUGCAGCAGAUGACAGGGAUUGCUUCUGUGCUUUUGCUUUAAUUAAGGAGUAUGUGUACAAAAGUGGAAAGUUCUAUAACACAGGCAGCUAGAAUGAGAUCCUGUGGCUCAAUUGGGCGAACAUCACCUCUGGGUUGAGAAGUUGCUGGUUUGAACUCCAACCAGAUCUCCAGAAUAUGAGUGUGGAACAAGGGUCACCAACCCUGUUCCUGGAGAUCUACCUUUCUGAAGACUUUAGCUCCAGCCUUAAUCAUGCCCACCUGACCAUCUAAUCAUUUCCCUAAGAAGUUCUUGAUCAGCUAAACCAGGUGUGUUAGAUUUUGGUUGGAGAUGAAACCUGCAGUAAGGUAGAUCUCAAGGAAGAGGGUUGGUGACCACUGGUGUAGAAGGUUCAGGAAUCAGUGACACAAGCAGUGUGGAAGGUGCAGGAUGGUUCCCCUGUAAGGGAUAUACAGCUUUUUUACAGGCAUGCUGUAAAAAAAAAAAAAAGAUCAGUCAGACUUUCUUGGUAUCUUCAAGCACCUAUUCUUAGUCAGCCUUUUAAGAAACCAUACCAGAUUUGAACCAACAACCUCCAAGCUCAGAGGCAAGGCUUUUACCACAAAGCCACCAAGUUCCAGACAAACACACUGGUGUUUUAUGGGCCUUUGACUUUUAAAAUGACAACCAAAGAAAAAAAAAAAAAAAAGAAAGACACACCUACCAGCCACUUUAUUAGGAACACUUACAUAGCUGCCCCUUUGCAGUGAUCCAAUCAGCCAGUCAUGUGGCAGCAGCUUGAUGCAUAAAAUUAUACAGAUACAGGUCUGUUAAUGUUCACAUGAAACGAAGUUAAUAAUAAUGAGUCUUUAUUGGUCACCUAUACAUUACAGCACAGUGAAAUUCUUUUCUUCACAUACCCCAGCAUGUUAGGAAGUUGGGGUCAGAGCACAGGGUCAGCCAUAAUACAGCACCCCUGGAGCAGAGAGGAUUAAGGGUCUUGCUCAAUGGCCCAACAGUGGCUAAACCAAGGCUUGGACCCCCAACCUUCUGAUCAGUAACCCAGAGCCUUAUCCGUCAAGCCACCACUGCCCUGUAGGACUGCGGGAUGGUUCUUGGUACCAGACAAGAAGGUUUUCACUGUGGAGGAAAUGAUGCCUCACGUACAGCACCUGAACGGAGCCGUCACCAAAAACCUCUUCCUAAAGGACAAGAAGAAGAAAAGCCUGUGGCUCGUCUCGGUGCGUCAUGACCGGCAGGUGAACCUGAACGACCUGGCUAAGAAGCUGGGCGUGGGCAGCGGGAACCUGCGCUUUGCGGACGAGGCGGCCAUGUUGGAGAAGUUCAGGGUGGGUCAGGGCUGCUCCACGGCUCUCGCGCUCUUCUGCGACAAGGACCAGAGCGUGAGGUUCGUCCUGGACAGUGAUUUAGCCGACGGGGGCCACGAGAGAGUUUACUUCCACCCCAUGACCAACGCUGCGACUUUAGGACUGAAACCGGACGAUCUGAUGAGGUUCCUGAAGGAGACGGGACACGAGCCCAUCCUGCACAGCUUUGAUUAGAUCUGUUGUAGGUCAAUGACAGGAAAUGUGUCAUCAGUGAGACAUCAAUAAAAAACACAAACAUGUCACCUUUAUUUCUUGAUCAAAAAUUCAAUCAUUACACUGGCUUCAUCCUGAAACACUGAUUUAAUUUUUUUUUUUUGGAAAAAGGUCUUUAUUUUCUUUAUCCAGUGAGUGGAAUAAACAAAAAGUGAUGCUGUGGUGCAGAAAUGUGAGAAAGUUGAUGUCUCUGUGCUGAACACCAAUGAUAAGACUGGAUAAAAAUACAGAGAUACUUUCACUGAGCAGAAGGAUGAGAUUAACCUUGUAUUUUAAUAAUAAACGCAAAUAGCUUCUUGGACACGGAAACCAACUAUGGCCGCGAUUUGACGUAACUUUAAGCUGCAUCUUUAUGUUUUCCGACAUUUUCAGGACGGAGGCGUUUAAAUAAAUAAAAAAACAAAUAAAUAAAAAAAUGAA
Messenger RNA from Ictalurus furcatus (blue catfish), 2430 nucleotides. RefSeq names its product prolyl-tRNA synthetase associated domain-containing protein 1-like. The transcript is spliced from 2 exons. The record is from RefSeq and is a predicted model, not a curated record. Gene Ontology annotation, molecular function: aminoacyl-tRNA deacylase activity. NCBI's taxonomy places the organism in Eukaryota, Metazoa, Chordata, Actinopteri, Siluriformes, Ictaluridae. Bases 1561 to 1971 code for a protein of 136 amino acids.